UAUUUGCUUCAUACCUUGCUAUGGGUGGAGUGAAGGAAGAUAGGUGCCUUGAUGUGGCACAUACAUAGUUACCCUCCCAUCUUUAAGCAGGAAGAUUUUCUUUUUUGCUUUCUUGUCCGUAACACCAAUAAUUAAUACAGUAAUCAUAUCGUAAUUGCACAAUGAAAGAACAAUGAUAAAUAAUUAGAAGGUAGACAAAAAAUGCUGGAGAAAAUGUGCUUUCUCACCCGCUGAGUUUCUCCUGCAUUUUUUUGUCUAUCUUCGAUUUUUCCAGCAUCUGCAGUUCUUUGUUAAACAUGAGAAAUAAUUAAGUUUAUUUCUGGUGUACUGUAUGUCGACAGCUCUUUGUUAUUCUUAAGUUCAUCUUUAAGCCAUUCAGGUGAGAAUUUCAUAGAGGUAUUGAGAUAUUGUCAGCCAUCUGAACUGGACAGUUCGUCAAUUAUGCUUAAAUGCAUUAAGCCAAAGGAAGGGAAGUUUAGAAACCAGUUAUAUCCUUCUGCAGUUACACAGUACACUGCACAUCUCUUUAAACUUACAGAAAACAAGGAUAUGAUGUCUGAACGCAGGAAAAUUCAGUGUAUGUGCUGAGGGAAGUAAAAUGGAAAACAAUUACCAGCAACUUCCUCUCAGAAAGGAAAGUAUUCUUGGGUAAAUGCAAACGUUUAUCAGUCUUUGAAGGGCAGAAGAAAGAGGAAGCAGGUUGCUGUGGCAUUUUCCAAAGUAAUUAGUCAUUAAAAGGCGUGAAACAAAAAGCAGAUUUAUAUCACAGCAUAGUGAAAAGACACUCUGUUAUAACAAGGACGAAAGCACGACUAGCCUCUGGCCGCACAGUUGAUUUGACAGAGUGCCUGCAAUUCCGGCUAUUUUACUUUCAAAGGUUGUCGUUAAAUAGCUGUUCUUCCAACAGAAUGAGCUCUGGUAGUUCGGAUGAGUUCUUCCAGUCAAUGAAUCAUGCAGAGCAAACAUUUCGAAAGAUGGAGAACUACCUCCAGCACAAGCAGCUGUGCGAUGUUCUGCUAAUCGCUGGCGACCACAAGAUUCCUGCCCAUCGCCUCGUCCUCAGCGCUGUUUCAGAUUAUUUUGCUGCCAUGUUUACAAAUGAUGUACGUGAAGCCAAGCAAGAAGAAAUUAAAAUGGAGGGUGUAGACCCAGAAGCACUUAAAGCACUUGUUCACUAUGCUUACACGGGUCUCCUCGAACUGAAGGAGGAAACGAUAGAGAGCUUAUUAGCUGCAGCCUGUCUUCUACAACUCUCUCAAGUGGUAGAAGUGUGUUGCAAUUUCCUUAUGAAGCAACUUCAUCCGUCAAACUGCUUAGGAAUAAGAUCGUUUGCUGAUGCUCAAGGCUGCAUGAAUCUGCUUAAGGUGGCGCACAGCUACACCACGGAACAUUUCAUGGAAGUGAUUAAAAAUCAAGAAUUCCUUCUGCUCCCUGCAAGUGAGAUUGAGAAACUUCUUUCUAGUGAUGACAUUAAUGUUCCUGAUGAGGAAACCAUAUUCCAAGCUCUGAUGAUGUGGGUGAAGCACGAGUUACAGAAGAGGCAGCAGGAACUUGCAAUGCUCUUGUCUUACAUCAGGCUCCCUCUACUCUCUCCGCAGUUGUUGGCUGAUUUGGAGAACAAUCCAAUGUUUGCUGAUGACUUGGAAUGCCAGAAACUUCUUAUGGAGGCUAUGAGGUAUCAUUUGUUGCCAGAGCGACGGCCGAUGUUGCAAAGUCCUAGAACCAAACCUAGAAAAUCUACAGUUGGAGCACUUUAUGCAGUCGGAGGAAUGGAUACUAACAAGGGUGCCACAACAGUAGAAAAAUAUGACCUCAGGACAAAUACCUGGAUACAAGUAGGCACAAUGAAUGGGAGACGCUUGCAGUUUGGAGUGGCAGUGAUCGACAAUAAGCUGUAUGUUGUUGGUGGCAGAGAUGGAUUAAAGACGUCCAACACUGUUGAAUGUUACAAUCCAAUAGCCAAAGUCUGGUUGAUAAUGCCACCAAUGUCCACUCAUAGACAUGGACUAGGAGUGGCUGUACUAGAAGGGCCAAUGUAUGCGGUUGGCGGACAUGAUGGGUGGAGUUACCUCAACACAGUGGAGAGAUGGGAUCCACAAGCCCGUCAAUGGAACUAUGUUGCUAGCAUGUCAACUCCAAGAAGCACUGUUGGAGUUGCAGCAUUAAAUGGCAAACUCUACGCAGUGGGUGGACGAGAUGGAAGCUCCUGCCUACGAUCAAUGGAGUGUUUUGAUCCUCAUACCAAUAAGUGGAGCAUGUGUGCACCCAUGUCCAAGAGAAGAGGAGGAGUAGGUGUUGCUACAUGCAAUGGCUUUCUUUAUACUGUGGGAGGACACGACGCCCCUGCUUCUAAUCACUGUUCUAGAUUGUCAGAUUGUGUAGAACGGUAUGAUCCAAAAACAGACACCUGGACAACAGUGGCACCUUUAAGUGUUCCAAGAGACGCUGUUGGAGUGUGCCUUCUCGGAGACAAGCUCUACGCUGUGGGAGGAUAUGAUGGACAGACCUACCUAAACACCGUAGAGUCAUACGACGCACAAAACAAUGAAUGGACAGAGGAGGUGCCACUGAAGAUUGGAAGAGCUGGAGCUUGCGUUGUUGUGGUGAAAUUGCCAUGAAAGAUGAAAAAAAUCUCAUGUUCUGCAAGAUUACAGAGAAUAAAAAAAACUACUGUAUAUAAAUUAGCCAUCAUUCCAAAAACUGAAUCAACCUCACCACUGACUGAUUGCAAAACAGUAAGCUCAGAAGAAAUGAGCUAUGAUUUGAUGCAGACACUGGUGAAAUACAUGAAUUAUGAGCCUACUGUUGAUAUAAAUUGAUGUCAUCAGAACCACAUCAUUAACAGAAUCUCAUUCCAGAGUUUGGAACACCUUACCAGAUGUCUCCCUGGAAGGGGAUGCAGAGUGAUGAUGAAUGAAAUGCAAACUACUGUGUGAACUUAGCCUUUGUAAAACUUUAUUAGUGUAGCUUUCGCUAUGACGGAUUCAACUGAUGUUGGUUUACAGGCGCUUGCUCAAUCUGAGAGAAAAUUUAAGAGCUCUUACUUUUGUCAAUGUUAUUGUGUGAACAAUUGUACAUUACAGUGAUUUUUCAAGAACGUUUUAUCAUUAAUUCUUAAAGGUGACAUUUAAACAAUCAAAAUUAGAAAAUGAAAUGACACUGAAGUGUCAUAAUUUGUUUCAUAUCAUUUAUAGAAAUUCAGCUUGCAAAUACUUUAAUUCAAACAGGACUUUGUAACCUUCACUCCAUGACAUUAUAGUCUCCCUUCCACUGGCCCAAGUCUUUGUCAUGCGAAAAGUACCAGUCAAGAGGAUAGAAUAAUGUGAGAUGAAAAGCACAUCUGGGAAAUUUUCCUCAACAGCAAUGUUCUACUUUAAUCUGAGCCAUCACAAUACUCUCACCAUCACUAAUAUUGCAAUACAGGAAUAGACAGGAGACUCCAGGGACAUUGUGAAGCUCAUCCUUCACAACCAAGCAUGAGAUUACAUUAAAACGUUCUGUACACCAUGUACAGUAGCCCAAAAUGUUUCUCCAAAUUUUAAGGCUUUAUUAUAAAUCGGUAAAAAAGUUCAAAAGUUGAUACUUUAAUUUCAUAUUUUUAAAACUAUGUAUCAUAAUGUAUAAAUACUGUUUCUGUAAAAACGACUAAAUGGCGCACAAUUAUUAGCAGGGAUGUGUAUCCAUUACAUCAAAAAUGGCAACAAACUUCAAAUGUCCAUGGUUUUAGAGUGCUUAAACAUUUUAAUUUUAAAAGCCAGCAAGUAUCAUGUGGUUUCUAACAAGCAAUGGGGGGGAAAUUUCUAAAUCUAGACAGUAAGAGAUGUUUUAAUGAAGCCAGAAACAUAUUUUCUAACCUCGAGUAAUCUCAUUAACCUGAUAUCAUCAUAUAAUUUGAGGAAAUAAAAUGAUUAAUGCCAACAAGAGAACAAGACACAUUUUGAGGACAAUAGGAAUGUCACUGCAUUAAUACAUGUACCUCAGCUCCUGAACUUAUUAAUGAUAAAUAAGUUAUUCCUUGAAUGAUUCUUCAAAUUUUAUUACAUAUUUAGUAUUCAUAAA
Molecule: messenger RNA, 4059 nt
Organism: Leucoraja erinaceus (little skate)
Lineage: Eukaryota; Metazoa; Chordata; Chondrichthyes; Rajiformes; Rajidae
Product: kelch-like protein 4
Exons: 11
Coding region: 909-2618 (569 amino acids)
Molecular function (GO): protein binding
Source: RefSeq, a predicted model, not a curated record